GGUGAAUUUCAAAUUAGGUUUGGACAGCGAGGUCUAAUGUCCGAAUGUCACUUCCAUGUCUUCUGUUCAGGCUGCACAAUGUGUAGAGAUUUCUCUCUGUGUCCAGGAUCGCGCGAUUGGAUCAUGGAAGCUCCAUCAAUCGAGAUAUCCCUCCUCAAGCUUGGAGGAAAAAAGAGGUAAUGCCUUGCGGAACUGAAUUAUCUCGUCUUCGAGUUGCAGAAGUAUCUGCUGGAGAUGCAAGAUUUUAGUGCACUCCUUGCCGUCGGCCUUCUCUCGUGUUCUCUCUUGUUUCUUUAGGUUUGCCGGCUUUCUUGGAAGUGUCACAUGUAUAAGGAGGCUAUAGUCACAGAUCCUUUCAAAUCAGCUGGAUCAGUCGAACGAGAACAAUGACUACAAAGCUUCUACAAUCACGGAUUGCAGCAGAGUAUUCAUUCCUCUGUUCCGUACAGUGUUUUAAUCCAGGCUGCUAAUAGUAGCUUGCCAGCGUAUCGACCCUGCUGACUUCGCAGCUGUCUUCUUGCUCGAAGAAAGCCCAGCCGGAGUCCGAUCUCUCGUCCGCCACAUCAGGGUCCAAGGUUCAGUGCUCGUGAUCGCAUGCGCUCAGGCAUCUCGCAAUCUGCGUAUUCGAUUCCGGACGAUCAGGCCCGGCUUCUGGAGGGAUAGAGCCUUGCACCCCCAACAGGUAUGUGCACACUCUUCUCACGCCCUGCGUAUGUGCCCUUUUAUCCUUUCUGAAUGUCCUCCAUCUCCGCUUUCAAUCACGUUUCUGGACGAAGAAGUCUACCAGAUUUUCAGCCGCAGAUGUCCAAUUUGAUACUUGCAAAUCGUCCUAUCGAGAUCUUGAUGCUGCGGAUGCCAGAAUUUUAUCGAGGCUGUCGCUAACAGUUAUUCAUCAAAACGAGAAUCAAAUUGGGCCAAUUGUGAAAGAAGUCCAAUUGAUAUCUUAUUUGUUUCCGUCGGUGGUCAACCAGCCGCCCUAGCUCAGUUGGUAGAGCGCAAGGCUCUUAACCUUGUGGUCGGGGGUUCGAGCCCCCCGGGCGGCGCUGACCAGCAUCGGUGGUCUAGGGGUAGAAUAGUUCCCUGCCACGGAACAGACCCGGGUUCGAUUCCCGGCCGAUGCAGUUUUUUGCCAAUGCCUGAUGGCGAUGGCAGGCAAGGCUAGAAGAAAUUCUCGCAUGAGGAUUUUAUAUCAAUUCGAUUUUGUCCGAUGGCGGCGUUGUCGAGAUGCCGAACAAGCUCCACAGGUGCUGACGGUAGAGCAGUUCGUUAUUUUUGUUAUUUGGUCCAUGGAGGUCGCAGACGCUAAGUGGCAGCCGACGUUUGCUUCACUGAUGGUGACUCUGUUUGCUGCUGCUGAUCCUUGAUGGUGAUGCACAGCGUCACUUCGCCUCUUGAAAAGUGGCAGGAUUUGAUUUGCCUUCCGAACUUGGCAAGGAUGUGGGCAGUCUUCCUCCCUAGCUAGUCUUCGGUGCUACGGAUCGACAGCAGGCUGCACUGGAGAUGGUAGACAUUUCAGCCAGUAUGAAGGACGCAGACGUUGUGUGAAGUGUGAGGCAGAAGUUGCGUGUUAGCAUGCCUCCCACAGUCUCUGUCCUCUGUGUUGGUACCUCUCUUAGACAUCCACAAUCAGCAUUGACACUUCGAGUGCCUCAAGCAAGCAGUGAAUGUGGAGUAGUUACAUUUCGUGUUUGCUUUUCAUCGGCUUUCUCCAUUAUUAGGAGAUGUGGUUCUACUAGGGCAGCACAUGGAACAAAACCCAGCGGCAAACGCCAUCAAGAGAGAUCAAGGCAAAGACCACUCAAGGCCAGAAGAAGAGUGGAAGGGGUGGUCCAUCUUACGAUGAAGAGCUGUCUCUCCGACUGCAGGCAACUCGUAAGAUCCGGUAAUCUGGAAAUGGGGUGCCGAACAAGCAUCACCUUUAAUAGUUAUGUCGGCCACCAUAGCUGAAGCUAAUGCACAGCUGAGCACAAACUAAUCUGCUCUUACCAGACUGGUUCAAUAAGAGGUAUGCAUAUGAAAUGACUCAGUCAUUUUUCUUGUAUAGUCAAGCAGGAAAGGAGUGCUCUUUGAUUUGUCACUCCCAAGUGGAUGUACACGUUGCAGACCAUAGACCACAACAUGUCCUGUUCUAUUCUAUCUUUCAACUACAGCGACUGACCUAUCAAGGACAAGCGAGCUCCACUAUUGAAAAAGUUUGGGCUCUUAUUUGAGGAGAUGAGAAGAACAAGGCCUUGCCUUCUUCUAAGCAACUAACAGCAGGAGGGCCAUUUGUGCAGCUUCAUUGUCCACCCAUUAGAAAAAACUUUCUACAAUCUACUGAGGCCUCCAAUAGAUUUUUGGACUUGGUCUGAUGAGGGAGUGAGGAAAUGAGUGGCAAGGAUCAAGACCCUCACUUCCGGACGAGCUCUCUCUUAGUUCAACGUGGCCAGGUCUGUACUUCUUCUCUUCGCCCUGCCCCUCUCCUCGUUGUGGAAUCCGCUCACCUCAACGUCCUUCAACUAUGAUUUGAAAUUUUUCAACGGAGUCCUACUGACGUUACAUCAGGCUGUAGACUUUUAUCAUUCCUUUGGAAUGACGAUUUCUGCAACCUCCUAGUUGGCAGUGAUUAAGAACGGUCAGGUCAAAAAUUGAAAUGUAAAUUAGUUUUGAAAAUAUUUAUGUAUGUUACUGUUUCUCCAUUGUACAUGAAGCCGCCCUAGCUCAGUUGGUAGAGCGCAAGGCUCUUAACCUUGUGGUCGGGGGUUCGAGCCCCCCGGGCGGCGUUAUUACUUUUUCCCUGGGUGUGUUUAUUUGGGCUUUGAAGGUUGUGGUCACUGCUCACUGCUCAUUUUGGCCAAGCCCACAGCUGCUCUUCUUCGUGGAUUUUUGCCUUGAAUUCGGUAUUGUUGGCUGACUUCAUCGUGAUGAAAUCGACAUGUUUAUAUUUCAGACUGGAUAUCAGUCUGAUCACAUGGUUGUGAAAUAGAACAUUUAUUCUCCUACCCUAUGAAGGAAUUUGGUUUGAGAUUUGAUGUUCACUGAGUCGUAGUAAUAAGGGGAAUAACGGAUCUAUGUAGUCCUUUAGAGAGUUCAUUGUAAUCAUCUUCAUGUCUCUAGUCCAAUUGGGGGUAGAGUAUGCGAGCUUCUAAAGUAUUUCCAAUGGCGCUUUGGGGACGUAUGGAGGGUUCGUUCCGAAAGCCCCAUCGGAGAGUCCGUUCGUUCUCUUCAAUGUAGGGCUUGAUGUUGGCAUUCCCAUCUUUUUAGCUGUCCACUCGGCUCCUUGCAUCUCCCGAGAUUGAACCUCGUUUGUUCGUCGAGAUAGUACUCAUUCACCUCGUGCAUAGGUGUCUAAGAUGAGUUUCUUUGCGAUUGAAUCACGAGCCCAUAGAGUGCAUAUAUGUGGCAAGUUUGUAGUACACUGGAUUCUCACUCCUUACCAUUUUGGUGCAGUAUUAGACACUUGUGUGGGAUGUAUAAUUAAAUGUCUCUGCUAUCAGAUACACAGCAGAAAGGAUACUCCCAGUUUUGUUGUGGCACACGUCCCACCCUCACAGCAUCUGUACUGCUGCUUUCCUAUACCUUGUGUGCAGGGAUGGCUAUUUUAGGCGACCGUAUACCACCGCGCCUAAAUUACCUAAAUGUCAGUUAUUUAUUUUGUUACCACGUCAGUCUCAUAGGUCACGGAGGUUAGAAUUCGGAGUGGUAAAUAAAUUUUCUUUACCCAAGGUACUCACAGCCCGAUUGCAAGCGUUAUCACUCUCUCCCCCUUUACUUCCACUUUCUCCCCCUUUACUUCCGAACCCCUCAUUAGUUUUCAAGUGCACUCGAGGUGACUUUUUAGUAGAAAUGCGUCGAAAUGACCUAAAUUAAUUUUCUUGAAGCGAGUAAAUUAAACGUAUUUAGGUAGUCUAAAUCACCUAAAUGAAUUUUCUUGAAGCGAUUAAAUUAAACAUAUUUAGGUGUUUUAGACUACCGAGUAAUAAAACCACGCCCGCUCAUGUGCAUGGCCUGUCCAGGAGUUGUUGGGCGUGGACAAUGCACUAUGUUACUCAUUACAUGUACUUCACUCCAUCUGCUGUCAAAGACUACCUCUAGUUUCAAAUGUCUGCCCUGAUCCGUGGAAGCGAAGAGGCAACUCUUGCUUCCAAAGUUGGCAAUCUACAGUUGAGACUCAUUUGCAGGAAUACUUUAUAUUUCGUUCGAUCGGAGGAACAUUGAUCUGUACUCCUCUCAGACCUCCGGACUCCCGAGUCCAAAUUUUCCCUUCAGCAAAAGACUUGUUGCUUGUCGACGCACUUUACCAGACUAAAUUCGGAUUGAGCGAAUCUAACAAUUUAUGCUCUUGAUGUGGACGUGUAGUUCCGUUAGCUAAGAAGGUCGUGAGUCCUGAUGGAUUGAAAUGCACGUCUUAAGGUGCAAUUCCAUCCCACAGGGCGUGGUUUCACAACUCGAUUGCAGGUUUCUACGUGGGUACUCCAUAAAUGUUUGUCGGCUUCAAGGCAUCGGAUUGUACCGGAGACAGAUCCCUUUGUGCACGCCUACUGUUUAUCAUUCAAUAUUUGAUUUGCAGAUCAUUUCAUCCCCACCGCAGGUGUGUGAACAACAAUAACUACCCUCCUGUACCUUCUUUCUCAGUUGAAUACAAAAAAAAACUAUUAUAGCAAAAUAUGACCAAGUCCUAUCACACUUAUCACCUCCUAUUGGAUAUUUCGAACACCAUACAUCAAUUAUUGACCGUCACAAAAGCUUGAAUGAUCUUUAAACAAAAAUAUUGGAUUUGUGAAUGGCGGCCUAUGACAACUAGCGAUGACUAAGAUUAUUCAAAUCCACAUCUUCUCCACUUCAAUCUUGAAGUUGAUCUAAGUUGAUCUUAACUUAAUGGUUCCCAAGUUUGGUAUUGUCUUUUUCAAACAUUUAUUCAAAGGUGUACACCAGAGUCCUGCAUUGGGCUGUACCCAUAUCCAUAACACCGGGGGUCAACUUUACCCACCCAUUACCUAUCCAUGUUACUUUGUCCAUAUUCAUUAACCACUCAAUUCAUACCCAUUGUGAUCAUUUAUUUAAGAAAACUUUGAAAUGAUUUUAAAGAAGAAAUAUUUAUAAUUUGAUCAUCUGAUUCAUAUAAAUCCUUCAGAAGUGAAAAGUAAUGUAGAGUACAGUGCUGCGGCACUAAGCAGCAUGAGAACGCAACCAUCUAUGGUUUUCUCUCAUUUGCUCUUCACCUUUUUAUCUUCGGAUCCAAGAUUGCUUAACAUUCUAUG
Messenger RNA from Marchantia polymorpha subsp. ruderalis, 5240 nucleotides. The record is from the annotation of a GenBank genome assembly. Lineage: Eukaryota; Viridiplantae; Streptophyta; Marchantiopsida; Marchantiales; Marchantiaceae.